Melanotaenia boesemani (Boeseman's rainbowfish) is the source of this 2653-nucleotide messenger RNA. It is a transcript of the gene dmrta2, whose product is annotated as DMRT-like family A2. Gene Ontology annotation, biological process: sex differentiation; germ cell development; regulation of transcription by RNA polymerase II. Bases 551 to 1918 code for a protein of 455 amino acids. The transcript has 2 exons. Gene Ontology annotation, molecular function: RNA polymerase II cis-regulatory region sequence-specific DNA binding; DNA-binding transcription factor activity, RNA polymerase II-specific; protein binding. Gene Ontology annotation, cellular component: nucleus. The record is from RefSeq and is a predicted model, not a curated record. Lineage: Eukaryota; Metazoa; Chordata; Actinopteri; Atheriniformes; Melanotaeniidae.
UUCUUAACACUUGAUAUUUCAAAAAAGAACUCAGGUGGACACAGUUGAAAGAAAAAAAGAGGGAAGCCAAUCAGAUUGCUCCGUCUCUCUUUGGCCAAUGACAGGCGCCACAUUGUUGUCAAAUUUGUCUAAUGAAAACGUAGGAGCAACAAUAGAGAGAGGAGAGAGGGUUCUGUAUCCACUGACAAUCUCUGGAGGAAGUUAGUGUCUCAGGCUGUGGCGAGUAGCAACCUCAGCUCCUUCUGGACACUUUUAACUUUGAAUCGAGGAGGAAUGACCAUUUAUUUCUGCUCCCAUCCUUUUCGGAUUUAAGUCGUCUGUUUCUAGUCAUAUUUCUGCUUCUUCGGCUCUUGACUCGAACAGUUUCCAUUAGAGUUUCGGUCUCAAAUUUAGUCUGUUAGAAACCAUUUACUUCGACUGUUGUCCAGAGAUGUUAGGAACCACGGAUCAUAUCUGAUCAGCCCAAUAUUAGCAUUACUCAAAUAAAUCUUCAACUAAACGCCGUUUAAAGUUGUUUAAAGUUUCGUUGUAUUAGUGAGGGAUCGCGGGCAUGGAUCUGAGACCGGAGCUCCCCACAGUCUCCUCAGCCUCUCAAGUCCUUCCAGGAGCAGCAGCAGCAGCAGCAGCAGCAGCGGCCGCGGCUGCCUCCAUUCCGGUGUCCAUGGCUGGAAACUUGCUGCGCGGCCCUCCGCUCCUCCUGCGCGCCGCGGACAAGUACCCGCGCACACCCAAGUGUGCCCGCUGCAGGAACCAUGGUGUGGUCUCCGCGCUGAAAGGUCACAAGCGCUACUGCCGCUGGAAGGACUGUAUGUGUGCCAAAUGCACCUUGAUUGCAGAGAGGCAGCGGGUGAUGGCAGCGCAGGUUGCGCUGCGGCGACAGCAGGCUCAGGAGGAGAACGAAGCCCGGGAGCUUCAGCUGCUCUACGGGACGGCAGAGGGACUCGCCCUGGCUGCCGCGAACGGCAUCAUCCCACCGCGUCCAAAUUACGAGGUGUUUGGUUCUGUCAACAGCGAGAGCAACUCAGCAGAUUCAAGUAUCCAGAAGUAUGAGUUGUUCCCUAAAAACCAAGUGUCCGGGUCAACCAACCCGCAGCAAUCUGUGGGAAAAAUGGCGUCCACUGAGGGCGACUCGGCACUGAGUAUCUCGUCACCAGACGGCCGGCAUGGAGGAGGCUCAGGCUCCGAGAAUGGAGACAGUGAGUCUUUCAUCAACUCACCUGUAUCCAAGCCUUUAAAAGACGGAGAGGAAACUCCAGGGUCUGUUAGCUCCAUUGGCUCAGAUUCUGGUUCUGAAACCGACAAAGAUGAGCAGGAGCCAUCACCUUCCUCCGCGGCCUCUAGACACAUGAAUGCCAUCGACAUCCUGACCCGAGUCUUUCCCAGCCACAAGCGGAGCGUCCUGGAGCUCGUACUGCAGGGUUGUGGCAAAGACGUGGUGCAGGCCAUCGAGCAGAUCCUCAACAACAGCGGCUCUCAGGGCCCUAACAAGGCCGGGCCCGAUGAGACGUGGACAGCCGAGAGGAUGCUCCAAAAUGCGCAACAGCCUCCGCCGGCCUCCGCAAGCACAACCACUCCGACGAGGCCGAUGCUAGCCGGAGCAAUGUCGCUAAGUAACCGCUCUGCGUUUUCUCCACUUCAACCAAACGCCCCGCACUUCGGCGCAGACCCCGGCACCUAUCCGUUGGGCACCCACCUGGGACUCAACCCGCUGCGACUGGCCUACUCUGCACACAGCCGGGGACUGGCCUUCAUGACGCCUUACUCCGCCACCGGGCUCAUGCCCACCUUAGGCUUCAGACCCCCGAUGGACUAUGCAUUUAGCGACCUGAUAAGGGACAGGACAAUGUUACACAAGGAGCAAAGCUAUGCCAGCGGCCUUUACGGGCCUUUGGUCAACAACACGCCGGACAAACAAUGAGGCUGGUUGACUUAUCACUGAGAGACAUUACAUUGUGUUUGUAGCCGCAAGUGUUGUGUCUUUUUUAUUAUUUAGGCUACACACUACUGUAUAUAAUAGGAUUAUCUGGCUUAUAGUCAAAUGGUAUGGAAGCGGGAAAACUGAACUCACAUAUGUGUAACUUUAAGAAUAAUUUUAUAUGUUAGAUUACAAAGGUUUGGACAACUUUCCCCAUUUAUGAACUUCAUGAUCCCCACUACUAAAACUAUGUGAAUCCCAACAUAUUUAUUGGUUCCAAAUAAAUUACGAUCAAGAUGGGAAAGUAAAAAAAAAGCAGAAGAAAAACUCAGUACAUGUUUUUAUUGCAGAUUUUUAUGUAAACUCUGCACGAAGAAAUAAUUUAUCAGAGUUUUGACUUUUUAAACCCCGUCAAAUUUUACAGCUGGUUGAUUAAACAGAAGUGAAAGAGGAGAAGUUAAACGGAGCACAAGUUAUUAAAACAUGUAGCUGCUUGCUGUAAAACUAAUGAUGUGUAAAUGUCAUUCAUUUUUACUUAUGUAUCAUUUCAGUUAUCUCACUUCUUUCGUUUUUCCCUCUACCUGCCUGCAUUAUAAAUUGCGUUUGGUAAUAUGAAAAUGCUAAGCUAUAUUUUUCAUUUAUCCGUUUUUAGUCAGCUCAAAUAUUUUGUGGCAAAGUGCUGGACCAAGUCAGUUUCUCUUCAGAUGUUGCAAGCUGUGCCGUCACAUUGUAUGAAUA